Messenger RNA from Bacidia gigantensis, 615 nucleotides. RefSeq lists its product as uncharacterized. The transcript has a single exon. The record is from RefSeq and is a predicted model, not a curated record. The coding region runs from base 1 to 615 and encodes 204 amino acids. NCBI's taxonomy places the organism in Eukaryota, Fungi, Ascomycota, Lecanoromycetes, Lecanorales, Ramalinaceae.
AUGCCCUCGCUGGGAUAUCUACCCCUUCUCCUCAUCACGACCUUCCUCACCCCUCCAACUCUCGCUCAGCAUCCCAACCUCCCUACCAAAAACCCCAUCGCCCGCCCCGGCGCAACAAACACAUACCCCCUCCUUUCCCACCCGUCCAACACCCUAACAGUCCACUGGGGCACCAACCCCAUAAACAGCUACGCGCUCUACGCAUACACCGCGUUCGACUUCCAAUCCCAUCUCGGCGGAUUAGGGCCGUACAACGCGUCCGACCCGAGGUGGACGGACUACUGCUCGCCUAUAGAUAUAAGUAAUGGCGACGCUGUGUCUGGGGCGGGCUGCGUCCAGUUGCAUAUCGUGCCUGCUCGGGAGAACACGGAUCAGAUGAUUGAUGUGGGAUUGUUGGCGGAUGUGGUGACGACGAUACGGAUGUUGGCGCUGGAUCGGCCGGUCGUUUGGACGUUGGAGGCGGAGUUUACGUUUGGGCCUGCCGGGGCGGGGGAGAAGGCGGUCGGGGUAGGGUUUGUGGCGAAUAGAUCGUCGAUGGUGGGGAGUGGGGAGGGGUUGGGGGUUCGAGCUGCGCCGAUUGCGGUGCCGAGGAUGGCGAGGGCGUUCGUUGGGUAG